AUGUCCCAGCCUAUCAUGCUCCCCCAGGGAUGGGAAGCCAGAUGGGAUCCCCAGUCGAACGCCUACAUCUACAUCGACCAGUCCACCGGCGUAUCCCAAUGGGAAGUCCCCAUCAACCCCACCUUCCCCACCUCCCACCCCAACGCCGCCUCCCUCGACCAGACGCCCUCCACCUCCACUCCCGCGCCCCGUCAAGGCAGGCGACACUACCCCACGGCCGAAAUCGCCUCGCAAAUGUACACCAACACCGCGCAGUACGAGUCUCAGCCCCAGGUGGGUGCGCCCCAGGCAUUGGCGCAUGGCGGGCCGCAGUUUAUUACGCCUGGGUUGGAGGGGCAGGGGCAGCAGGCGUAUGGGUUCCCUGCUGGACAGCCGUAUGGAGCGGUGUCGCCGGGUGUACCUGGCUAUGGUGUCGACCAGGCAUCGGCGCAGUUUCAGCAGAUGGGUAUCAGCGGGGGAGCACAGGGGCAGGGACAGGACUACUACAACAACAACCAAAAGCAGCUCCAUUCCACGUCUACAAAGACGAUCAACCUCAUCGGCCUUCCCCCCAACAUUGAGCUGCUCGACGCUCCUCCCCCUCCUGCCCUCCUCCCCCCCAACGCUGCCAUUACGGGUUCCGCGACUGUGCAGCCCGACUCUUCUUACCAGCGUUGCACCCUCAACGCGAUGCCCACCACCCAAUCCCUGCUCAACAAAUCCAAGCUCCCCCUCGCCCUCGUCAUGACCCCCAACCGCUCCGUGCCCCCCAACGAGCCCGAGUCCGAGGUGCCCGUCAUCGAGGACGGCGUCAUCGCGCGCUGCAGACGGUGCCGAGCGUACAUCAAUCCGUUCGUCACGUUUAUCGAGGGCGGAAACAGGUGGAAGUGUUGUAUGUGUGGGCUGUCGAACGAGGUACCGCAGCUGUUUGACUGGAAUCAGAGGGAGGAGAAGCCUGCCGACAGAUGGGCGAGGGCAGAGCUCAACCAUGGUGCUGUCGAGUUUAUCGCCCCCACCGAGUAUAUGGUCCGCGCGCCCCAGCCCCCGGUAUACAUCUUUGUUAUUGAUGUUUCCGCUUCGGCCAUCCAGAGUGGUAUGGUAGCUACGGCUGCCCGUACCAUUCUCGAGUCGCUCGACUCGCUGCCCAACCCCGACAACCGUACACUGGUCAGCUUUAUCGCGGUGUCUACCAGCUUGCACUUCUUCUCCCUCCCUCCGGGUGCCACAGAAGCGAGCAUGCUCGUCGUCCCCGACUUGUCUGACGUCUUUUUGCCCAAACCUGUCGACCUCCUCGUCAACCUCAAGGAGAGCAGGGCCGCUGUCGAAAACUUGCUCGGCAAGCUGAGCGACAUGUUCCAGGACGCCAACACCAUCGGCUGUGCGCUCGGCUCUGCUUUGCAAGCGGCCUUGCAGCUCAACGGCAGGAUCGGCGGCAAAAUCAUCGCCCUCUGCAACACCCUCCCCACCAUCGGCGAGGGCCCUCUCAAAGCCCGAGACGACCCCAAGCUGCUCGGUACCUCCAAAGAAUACACCCUCCUCUCCGCCGGCAACAGCUGGUACAAAUCAUUCGCCAUCGAGUGCUCCAAAGCCCAAGUCGCCGUCGACAUGUUCCUCUUCAACUCUGGCUACACGGACGUCGCGACGCUGUCUUGCCUGCCCAGGUAUACGGCGGGUCAGACGUACUUGUACCCCGGGUUCAACGCGAGCAGGCAAGAGGACGCGAUCAAGUUUGCGAGCGAGUUUGGCAAGGUGCUGAGUGUACCCAUGGGUUUGGAGGCUGUCAUCCGUGUGCGCGCGAGCAGGGGUGUGAGGAUGUCUGCUUUCCAUGGCAAUUUCUUCAUCCGUUCGACAGACUUGUUGGCUUUGCCCGUCGUGCCCGAAGACCAAAACUAUGUGAUUGAGCUUCAGCUCGAAGACGAUCUCAAGCCGGGGAUCGUGGUCAUCCAGACUGCUGUCCUGUUUACGUCUUGUGAAGGCGAGCGACGUAUUCGGGUCAUCACCCAAGCUAUGCCCACUACCGAUACCAUGUCUGAGCUUUUCGCUUCCGCCGACCAAGUCGCGCUCACGACCUAUUUCGCCAACAAGGCCGUUGAGCGGUCCAUGUCCCACGGUCUGGAUUCUGCCCGUGACUUGGUCUCGUCUAGACUCGGAGAGAUGUUGGGUGUUUACAAGAACCAAGUCACGACCGGUGCAGGGGGCGCCAGCGCGCAGCUGGCUGUUCCCGAGAACUUGCAGCUCUUACCGCUAUUGCUCAACGCCCUCGUCAAGCACGUCGGCUUGCGCGAAGGUUCCUCCAUCCCCCCCGACCUCCGGUCAUAUGCCCAAUGCCUCCUCACUACCCUCCCCUCCCAAUCCCUCAUACCUUACAUUCACGCCAAAUUCUACUCGCUCCACAACAUGCCCGCUGAAGCGGGUACUAUUGCAGAGCACGGCGUCAUCCUCCCCCCUGCUCUGAACCUGACGAGCGAGCGCCUGGAGAGGCACGGCUUGUACUUGAUCGAAGACGGACAAAACAUCUUCCUCUACGUCGGUGUCGAAGCCGUCCCCCGCCUCGUCCAAGACGUAUUCGACCUCCCCUCCUACGCCGAGCUCCCAUCAGGCAAAUCCACACUCCCCCUGCUCGACAACCCCUUCUCCGAAAGGAUCAACAACAUCAUCCACAAGACGCGUGAGAUGCGCCGGGGCCCGUAUAGGCCGGGGGUUUAUGUGGUGAAGCAGGAUGCGGAGCCGGCGCUGAGGGCGUGGGCGUUGAGUGCGUUGGUGGAGGAUAGGGUGGAUAGGAUGGGGAGCUAUGCGCAGUUCUUGACGGGUGUCAAGGGGAAGGUGAGUUUAAUCUGUUUGGGUGGUUGA
Molecule: messenger RNA, 2829 nt
Organism: Cryptococcus wingfieldii CBS 7118
Lineage: Eukaryota; Fungi; Basidiomycota; Tremellomycetes; Tremellales; Cryptococcaceae
Product: protein transporter SEC24
Exons: 3
Coding region: 1-2829 (942 amino acids)
Biological process (GO): endoplasmic reticulum to Golgi vesicle-mediated transport; COPII-coated vesicle cargo loading; intracellular protein transport
Cellular component (GO): endoplasmic reticulum exit site; COPII vesicle coat
Molecular function (GO): zinc ion binding; SNARE binding
Source: RefSeq, a predicted model, not a curated record